This is a messenger RNA of Puccinia triticina, 159 nucleotides long. RefSeq lists its product as uncharacterized. NCBI's taxonomy places the organism in Eukaryota, Fungi, Basidiomycota, Pucciniomycetes, Pucciniales, Pucciniaceae. The record is from RefSeq and is a predicted model, not a curated record. Bases 1 to 159 code for a protein of 52 amino acids. The transcript is spliced from 3 exons.
AUGGACAACAUCCCUCUCGACCCGGCGCUUGAAGCGCUCAUGCCAAGCACUGACGACCUGAUGGAAAUAGAUGUACUCUCCGCUCCACAGAAUGAAUCGAGGAAGAGAAGCAUCCCGUUGCCAGAUGCUCCUACUCCUGCACCAGAGCCCGACCAAUAG